Solanum stenotomum is the source of this 402-nucleotide messenger RNA. Its product is annotated as adenylate isopentenyltransferase 3, chloroplastic-like. Lineage: Eukaryota; Viridiplantae; Streptophyta; Magnoliopsida; Solanales; Solanaceae. The record is from RefSeq and is a predicted model, not a curated record. Gene Ontology annotation, cellular component: mitochondrion. The transcript has 3 exons. Gene Ontology annotation, molecular function: tRNA dimethylallyltransferase activity. Gene Ontology annotation, biological process: tRNA modification; cytokinin biosynthetic process. The coding region runs from base 1 to 402 and encodes 133 amino acids.
AUGGGAGCAACAGGAACGGGAAAAUCGCGUCUCUCUGUUGACCUUGCCACCCAUUUUCGAGGAGAAAUAAUCAACUCGGACAAAAUGCAAGUCUAUAAGGGACUUGAAAUCGUGACCAACAAGAUCACACACGCUGAUCAACAAGGUGUACGACACUAUUUGCUAGGUGAAAUUGAGCCAGAUUCAAAAUUCACGGCCGAAGAUUUCUGUCUGAAGUGCAAUAUCUACAUAGAAAAAAUUUUGAAUGCUCAAAGUGUUCCAAUUAUUGUUGGAUGGUCAAAUUCGUAUAUUCAAAAACAUGUGGAAGACCCUGUAUUCAUGUUCAAACAUAAGUAUGACGGGUUGGUGGAUGAGGUGAGGCAAAUUUUCAUUCCAGAUGCAGAUUACAGCAAAGGAAUCUGA